This is a messenger RNA of Saccharomyces mikatae IFO 1815, 1920 nucleotides long. It is a transcript of the gene FUI1, whose product is annotated as uridine permease. Gene Ontology annotation, biological process: transmembrane transport; nucleobase transport. Bases 1 to 1920 code for a protein of 639 amino acids. Gene Ontology annotation, cellular component: plasma membrane. Gene Ontology annotation, molecular function: nucleobase transmembrane transporter activity. The record is from RefSeq and is a predicted model, not a curated record. Lineage: Eukaryota; Fungi; Ascomycota; Saccharomycetes; Saccharomycetales; Saccharomycetaceae. The transcript has a single exon.
AUGUCUUUAUCUGAUUCUGAACUCGAUGCCUCUUCGAGGACAAUGAAGAAUGUCACCUUAGUCACAGAUGACAACAAGCAAACCACAAAAGAAUUCGAAUUGGAGGGUACGGUAAAAACUCUUUCUAAAAAUGAUGCUUACAUCAUAGAAAAAAAAGAGACCGAUUCAGAAAAUAAUGUAAGCAUUGUGCAAGAUGGUGAAAAGGCGUCCUGGUUUCAGAAGAUCAUAGAGUUUUUAGAAGUCAAGUAUGAUUCUACCGAUUCAGUUAAUCAUAAGCCCAAAAAAUCGAUAAGGACGCUAAAGGAAUUACGGGAGUCCCUACGUACCACUUACUUGUACAACACAGAUCUACGGCCUGUGGAAGCUAAAAGAAGAACGUGGACAUGGAAGCAGUAUAUUUUCUUUUGGAUUUCCGGGUCAUUCAAUGUUAACACAUGGCAAAUAUCAGCCACUGGUCUACAGCUAGGGCUUAACUGGUGGCAGACUUGGAUCUGUAUAUGGGUUGGAUACACUUUUGUUGCAUUUUUCUUGAUAUUGGGCUCCAAAGUCGGAAACAAUUACCAUAUCUCCUUCCCCAUCUCGUCAAGAGUGUCAUUUGGUAUCUAUUUCUCCAUCUGGAUAGUAAUCAAUCGUGUAGUCAUGGCAUGUGUCUGGAAUUCGACGUUAGCGUAUAUCGGUAGUCAGUGUGUCCAAUUGAUGCUAAAGUCCAUCUUUGGCACUGAUUUAAACAUAAGAAUCAAAGACACCAUAAAGAACCCUAAUCUGACGAAUUUCGAGUUUAUGUGCUUCAUGGUAUUCUGGGUUGCGUGUUUGCCGUUUCUAUGGUUCCCACCGGAUAAACUGCGUCAUAUCUUCGCAUUUAAAUCUGCCAUCACCCCAUUUGCAGCAUUCGGAUUUUUAAUCUGGACACUUGGCAAGGCCAAAGGCCGUUUAGCGUUGGGUUCAUUGAAUGAUAAUAGUGGCACCAUCAAUAGGUCCGUCUUGGCAUGGUCUGUGAUUAGAGCCAUUAUGAGCGCCCUAGAUAAUUUUUCCACUUUGAUCCUAAACGCUCCUGAUUUCACCAGAUUCGGCAAAACCUACAGGUCAUCUGUUUAUUCGCAGUUAGUUGCUCUACCUGUCUGCUAUGCAAUUAUUUCCUUAAUUGGUAUACUGUCCGUCUCUGCAGCUUAUACUUUAUACGGCAUCAACUAUUGGAGUCCCCUAGACAUAUUGGACAGAUACCUGGACAACUACACUUCAGGGAACAGAGCAGGUGUGUUCCUAAUCUCGUUCAUUUUUGCAUUUGACCAGUUAGGUGCUAACUUGUCCGGUAACUCUAUUCCUGCAGGUACUGAUAUGACUGCAUUAUUGCCCAAGUUCAUUAACAUUAGACGUGGUUCUUAUAUUUGUGCUCUAGUAUCGUUAGCGAUUUGUCCCUGGGAUUUAUUGUCAUCAUCAUCGAAGUUUACCACGGCAUUAUCAGCAUACGCGGUUUUCUUGAGUGCUAUUGCAGGCGUUAUUUCAGCCGAUUACUUUAUUGUCAGAAAAGGUUACGUUAAUAUUUUCCAUUGCUACACCAAUAAACCAGGAUCUUACUACAUGUACAAUAAAUAUGGUACAAAUUGGAGAGCAGUGGUAGCGUAUAUUUUUGGAAUUGCCCCCAAUUUUGCAGGAUUCUUGGGUUCGGUGGGGCUUUCCGUGCCAAUUGGUGCUAUGAAAGUCUACUAUUUGAACUAUUUUGUGGGUUACCUUAUUGCAGCAUUAUGUUACUGCAUUCUAGUAUAUUUCUACCCGAUUAAAGGUGUUCCAGGAGAUGCUAAAAUAACUGACUGCAAGUGGCUUGAAGAAUGGAUCGAAGUCGAAGAAUUUGGGACGGAAAGAGAAGCAUUCGAAGAAUAUGGUGGUGUUUCCACUGGCUUUGAAAAGGUACGAUAUGUUUAA